AGCCCUCUCCUUGCGCCUGCGCGCUGCGACCGCGUCGCCUCAGGUUGGUCAGUCGGUGCUCGUCCGUUGAGCGGGGCGGUCGCGUGGAGGAGAUCCUUCGUCGGCGCUGCGUGCGUUAUUAUUUUUAUUCCCGUCGUAGGCGAAGAUGGCUGAUCCGGCCGCCCAGUCCCCGUUUAUUUCUUCUUCUGCCGGAGGUGGCUCUUCCGAGUCGGGAGGACGAGACCUGAAGGGGGCAGGUUCCCCCCAAUCUUGCGCUGAUUCCUUUGUUUCUUCCUCUCAGCCUGUCUCUCUCUUUUCGACCUCACAAGCUGGAGUUUAUUUAACCCAUUCUGGAAAUCAGAGGGAAGCGAACAGCAAAUCUACCCUCUCCAAAGACCAGCAGGAAGCCUUGGAAGGACCAAAACAAGGAAGCAUCCCAGGGACCAAUGACGGUUCAAGAAUAGAGACCGUUUCUGUGGGAUCUCCUCGCCUAAUGGAAUUGCCCUUUUCUGCCGGAUCCAAAAUGCACAGCCGUGGCCCUGUCACGGAAGCGGCUUCUCCGCGGGAGAGUGAGUUCAAAGGAGCUGGUCCUCCAGAGGAUAAGACUGAUCUGAACGGAUGCAAGCCAGACGAAGAACGAGCUUCCAACGGCAAAUUUGCACUGUUGGCCAACUUGGAAGAUGAACUCGAGCAGGUUCCCGCUGGGAUGCUCCAUGCACAUUCCAACGCGUCUUCCAGGGAGACUGUUGAGCCACCCGUGGAAAAAGAUUCUCCCGAAUCUCCGUUUGAAGUCAUUGCUGACAAGCUGGAAUUUGAUAAGGAAUUCAAAGAUGUGGUGAGCUCCAAGGACAUUGGGAGCAACUGGGUGAUCCAUGGCGAAAGGGAACAGUUGACAGACAUUCCAGAAGACCGCAUUUGCGAGUUCCAGGCCAAGCCGCGUAGCUGUGGCCGGCUUCCUUCGGGACCAGGACUCUCUCGCCAGUCCUCGGGCACGACUGCGGCCCUGGAGGAAGUCUCCAAAUGUGUUCGUGAACUGCACACCUUCACCAAUGAGCUGCUUAACUGGGACUUGAUCCCCAAGGAUCUGGAAGGCAAGACAGAUGACGUUAUCAGCUCGGGCUUUAAGGCCUCGCCCACUGAAAAGAGCAGCGGUGUUCCAGAACCCAUGGUGAGCCCUAGCGGUAUGGAAACCAGCAAAGCUUCUGCUCCUCAUCAGCCUGUGACAAUCAGCCUCCACCAGAAAGGCAAGCCGUCUCUACAAGUAGUCAAGAAACAAGCCAUGGUUGGCCAAGGCGUAGCCAUGGUUGGCCAAGGCAUAGCCGUGGUGAAAAAUGCUCUUCCGGAAGCUGUCGCGAUGAAAGACGAAUCCUCUUGGCCAAAUCCAUGCUUGCCUGAAACAGCUGAUGCGGAUAGCUCUGGAGAAUCCGAUGACACGGUCAUAGAAGACGCUCCGGCGAACCUGGUAUUCCCGAAUAAGGCUGUGGUUGAGAAUUGCCAGGCCUUCUCCAAACUCACCAGCUCCUCUGAAGCAGAAAUUGUGUAUAUAGAUGAUGAUGAUGACGAGGCCUCUGAUGAGCUUCUGGAAGACCAGAUGGCUUCCCAGGCUUUAGAAAGCCGUUGGAGAUUCACCGAUGAGUUCAAAGCAACCCAGGCUGAGUCUUAUGCUGCUAGGCAGCAACCGUCGGCUGCAUCCCAGCCCUCCAGAGAACCUGGUCCAAGUGCACCGUCUAAAGCCAAGCAGGUGUUCGAUGCUGGGGAACUGGAGGUACCGAGGAAGACUCCCAAGGCCGAAGGUCUUUCGAGAAAGACCCCUUUGGACAGCGUCAAAGGGGUGGUGUGCCCAGACGGGCUAGGCCCGGAGAGUUUUAUGGACUUCAUGAAGGAGUGCUUAAAAUCCAAGGGGGCCGAAUCCCCUGAAGACACUGUGGAGAUGUUCUCAGAGAUGGAGCUGAAGGCCGCCCGUUCCCAAGGGGCAUCGCCCUACUUCCAGCAGCCACCCCAAGCAAAGCAAGAUUUUGAACAGGAGCACCUCACCAUCACAGCUCUCAAAGAGGCGGGGAGGAAAGCUGAGAUGGACAGACCCACGCUAUUCUCUCUCCCCAGAGGGAGGCAUCCUGGACAGUACUGUGAGAUCCUGCCUGAGGCUACGGCAUCUGCUCCAAAGUCUGCCUUGGAGAAGAGACCUCUCUGCCUUGAGCAGGCCGUCGACGUGAUGCUGGCUCCCGCCAGCGUCGGCCUUGGGAAAACCUCCCAGCCUCUUCCUCCCAAGCCGUCUGUACUACACACCUUUACAAAAUUACUGGCUGAAUUCUCAGUGCGAGAUCUGGUCUUCUGGAGGGAUGUCAAGAAGACAGGCGCCGUCUUCAGCACCACCCUGAUCUUGCUGCUGUCCCUGGCUGCCUUCAGCGUCAUCAGCGUCGUCUCGUACCUCAUCCUGGCCCUCCUGUCGGUCACCAUCUGCUUCCGGGUCUACAAAUCCGUCAUCCAAGCGGUGCAGAAAUCCGAAGAAGGCCAUCCCUUCAAAGCCUACCUUGACAUGGACAUCACCCUCUCCUCCGAGACUUUCCAUCACUACGUCAGCUCCGCCCUGGACCACGUCAACCACAUCCUGAAAGCCAUCCUGCGUCUCUUCCUGGUGGAAGACUUGGUGGAUUCGCUGAAGCUUGCGGUCGUCAUGUGGCUGAUGACCUACGUCGGGGCCAUUUUUAAUGGGAUCACCCUUCUCAUCCUAGGGGAAUUGUUGGUUUUCAGCAUGCCGGUCGUUUAUGAGAAGUAUAAGACUCAGAUCGACCAUUAUGUCGGGAUCAUCCGGGAUCAAGCCAACUCUGCUGUUACAAAGAUCCAAGCAAAGCUGCCCGGCACCGUGAAGAAAAAGGCCGAAUAACCUCCGCCAGCCACCAAGAGACCCAGCCAUUAAUUGAAAUCCACACCAACAACGAAAAUACUCCCCUUGUGUCAUGGCUAUAAUCACUGUUACUCGUAUCUAUGAAGGAACUUGCCAAGUUAGCUUGAUGUCUGCGUUCCAAGCUUACUGAUUGUGUUUUAUUAUUAUUAUAUUAUUAUUAUUAUUAUUAUUCGUCCCUUUUCCCUCCUCCCCAAAGCCGAAACACUGAGCUCAGAAUGCACUGGAAUAAUCAUGAACUGGUUAUCGCUGGUUUUUAAAAAACUUGAGAAGAAAGGACGGGGGGCCUUGAGAAAGAGCACAGUCCGACUGGGGAGGGGGGAAUCCUUGGAGCGAAACACUCCCCCACCCCCGGGCCCUCAAAAGCAAGGUUGUCAAGAGGAGUGUCCUCAGUUUCCCCAAAAGGUGAGAAACCCCCUGGGUCGAAAGGAUUUUUAACCCACCCAAGUAUUUUCUCCUUCCCGAGUAAAAUCUUUCGUUUUCCUUCCUUCUCUCCUAAACAACACCUGCCCGAAUUCCAUAUUUUUUUCCCUGUGUGAUCCUGAACUGAAAAAAAUAGGUAUCUGUAAUGAAUGGCUGUCCUUGGAGGGGGGGAAAUCCAGUCCCCCCCUCCCUCCCCUUCCUCACCCCAUGUUAGCCUCAAAAGAUGGCAAGGAACCUUAUGAGCCCUUAAUAUUUCCCCCCCCCUCCUCGCCCAGAGGGAUUCUCGCUUCGUUCGUUCGGAGGGAGAAAAGCACGGGCGAAAUUUAGAUGCAGGAAAGUGGGAAGAGCCAGAGUUGGAGAGCAAAGAGGCUAGUCCUCCUGGAGGUGGCUUUUUAAGCGGGGGGGAGGGGGAGAAAGAGAUGCAAACUUUUUAAUUCCCCGGAAUUUCUGUUGCUGCCUCCCCUUCCGGUGAAAGUGGAAACCGGGCUUAAAAGUGGGAGAAAUAAAAGAGGUUGAUCUGGGAUGGACCAGCUGCAUCUCUUGUUGAGGCUGAGUGAGUGAGGAGGGGUUUUUUUGGGGGGGGGGAGAGGAAGACCCCAGAAAGAAAUCAGCAGCUGAAUUGGGAGGAUCGCCUUCCCACCAGAGGCUGCCUCAGUUUCCUCCCCGCAAUCCACCUUUCGGGUCGCUGUGUAAAAUUGGGGAGGGGGCCGCAGGCUCGGGAAGGGAAGAGCCUCAGCACAUCAACCCAAAAUCUUAGGCUUGGGGAAAGAGUCUCCCAUCUGCCAUCCCAGCAGGGCAGCUAUGCCAUAAUUUCCCCCCCCCUCAAAGGGGCAAAGCUCCAUGGGGUAGAGGCCAGGUUGGUUCUUGGGGUGCCAUUCAGACCCUAGGAACCCCCUUCCCCAUUGUUGAGAGCUGCAUGCAUUCCCCACACGUUUUUAUGCCAUCCUCUGCUCCCACCGAGACAGUUCUAGCUUCUUUCACCUCUUCAAAAACCACCGGCCUUUUUUCUCUAUCUAUUCCCCCCCCCCCUCCAAAAAUACCCUUUUAAAAAGCCUUUUAUUGCACUGGAAGCCUUCCACUCUGUGUUUCGACAUCUGUCCUCUCACUGCUGUGCUUGACUAUCGUGAACUGGCUGCCUUGCGCCCGGCAGACUUUAUUUUUUUUUUCUCCCCCCCCCUUAAAAAAAAUGUACGUAGAUGGCAAAAAAACAAGAAUUACCAACAACG
Molecule: messenger RNA, 4530 nt
Organism: Crotalus tigris (Tiger rattlesnake)
Lineage: Eukaryota; Metazoa; Chordata; Lepidosauria; Squamata; Viperidae
Gene: RTN3
Product: reticulon 3
Exons: 9
Coding region: 146-2863 (905 amino acids)
Biological process (GO): neuron differentiation; brain development; endoplasmic reticulum tubular network formation
Cellular component (GO): postsynaptic density; neuron projection
Source: RefSeq, a predicted model, not a curated record